Messenger RNA from Daldinia childiae, 1155 nucleotides. Its product is annotated as L-arabinitol 4-dehydrogenase. Gene Ontology annotation, molecular function: L-iditol 2-dehydrogenase (NAD+) activity; zinc ion binding. The transcript has 5 exons. The record is from RefSeq and is a predicted model, not a curated record. Bases 1 to 1155 code for a protein of 384 amino acids. Gene Ontology annotation, biological process: D-sorbitol catabolic process. Lineage: Eukaryota; Fungi; Ascomycota; Sordariomycetes; Xylariales; Hypoxylaceae.
AUGCCGGGGAUAGACUUGAACGGCGACCAUUCAAAUGGCCACGCGAAUGGCCACACUAAUGGAAUUGCAAAGGGUUUCAAAAACCCGUCACUGCAAGUUACCGAGGAUCAUCAGCUGAAGUUGGUGGAUGCUCCUAUCGAGGAACCCGGUGUCGGAGAGGUAACUUUGCAGAUCAAAUGUUCAGGUAUCUGCGGAUCAGAUAUGCACCUUUGGAAAUCGGGACGCAUUGGAUCUCUUGAGGUUAAGGGUGAUUGCAUCCUAGGGCAUGAAGCUGCUGGUAUUGUGCUUAAGUGCGGAGAGGGAGUGACCAAUCUCAAACCAGGGGAUAGAGUGGGAGUUGAGCCCCAAGAGCCCUGCGAAAAAUGCUUUCUAUGUAUGGAAGGCCGAUACAAUCUUUGCGAGGACGUCAAAUUUUCCGGAAUAUGGCCCUAUAAUGGAACUAUCCAGAGAUUCAAGGUUCACCCGGCAAAGUGGCUAUACAAGAUCCCAGAUAAUCUAAGUUAUUCCGAGGGUGCACUGCUUGAACCACUAAGUGUAAUACUCCACGGCAUCAAUGGAGCUAAUGUGAAGCUUGGUCGCCCGACAUUAGUUUGCGGCGCAGGUCCAAUUGGGCUCGUUGCUUUAGCUGCUGCGAGGGCAUCUGGUGCUCACCCACUUGUCAUUACAGAUAUUGACCCAAAGCGUCUCGAGUUCGCUAGGGAAUUCGUCCCACGUUGCCAAACCUACCAAAUCAAUUCAAAGCUAAGUGCCGAGGAAAACGCUAGAGAGAUCCGAAAGCUAUACGGAAAGGAUGAGUAUUCGGCCCCGGCAUCAGUAAUGGAGUGUACUGGUGUUGAGAGCAGCGUCUGCACAGCUGCCUUCUCUGUUCGCAGAGGAGGAACACUGAUGGUGAUUGGCGUGGGAAAGCCGGUCAUGAAUAAUAUCCCUUUUAUGCAUUUAUCCCUUGCUGAGAUUGAUCUCAAGUUUAUCAACCGAUAUCGGGACACUUGGCCGGCCGCCAUACAAUGCAUGAGCGGUGGCAUACUUGACCUCAAUAAAUUGGUCACACAUAAGUUCCCGCUCGAGAAGGCCCUCGACGCGUUUGAACUAAAUGCUACUACUGGUAACGGUAGUAUUAAGGUCCAUAUUGUCGAUGACUUUGAAGCGUCGUUAUAA